This is a messenger RNA of Vespa mandarinia (Asian giant hornet), 1579 nucleotides long. RefSeq lists its product as uncharacterized. Gene Ontology annotation, molecular function: U4 snRNA binding; U6 snRNA binding; protein binding. The record is from RefSeq and is a predicted model, not a curated record. Gene Ontology annotation, cellular component: U4/U6 x U5 tri-snRNP complex. NCBI's taxonomy places the organism in Eukaryota, Metazoa, Arthropoda, Insecta, Hymenoptera, Vespidae. Gene Ontology annotation, biological process: mRNA splicing, via spliceosome.
UCAGUGAUGUGUGCACGCUACAGUGCCUUCCUUCAUGAUAAAGGAUAAAAGCAUCCUCUUAUGAAGUGUCGGCUAAUCACCCGAAUAAUUUUCAAGACUCACAAUUAUGUUUUAUAAUUAAAUACGCGUACCCUAGCUUUUCCUGUCUAUUAGACUCGCCCUCUUUCUCGCUCAUCUCUCUCUCUCUCUCUCUCUCUCUCUCUCUCUCUCUCUCUCUCUCUCUCUCUCUCUCUCUCUCUCUCUUUAUCUCGAGAAGCUCGUUCUUCACGUAAUUGGAAUGUCCACAUGAGGCUGUUAAGAUUUCUGCUCCGUUACUUUCCACCAGGUCUCGCCUUGGAAUACAGGCAAGGUGGCGACGUCAAAACUAAAAUGAUCGACCUUUUGGAUCUAUCUAUCGAGACUGACAUAAAAGCACUGGCAGAGAGCAUAAAAGCAAGCGAGCCCGUAAUAACCGAAAGUGUAAUGGACCAGUUAGUGGAAACAUUGCAGAAACUACAGGCCAAAGUGUGCAACGUAGACGUGAAGCGUUACUAUAAACAUAAGACCCUACGAACACACCUUCUUCCUUUAACCAACAUAGCGUUCGAUAAAUUAGGUAAAAGAUGUUUGACAGGAAGCUACGACCGAACUUGUAAAGUUUGGGACAUCGAAAGUGGAAAAGAGCUUCUUACUCUCGAAGGCCAUAAAAACGUGGUCUAUGCCGUUUCCUUUAACAACCCGAUAUCAGACAAAAUCGUGACCGGAUCGUUCGAUAAAACAGCGAGCAUUUGGUGUUCACGUACCGGUCAUUGUUUGCUCACUUUUUGGGGUCACGACGGUGAGGUGGUAGUGACGAAAUUUUCACCAACGCAGAAUAAAGUUGCGACGGGUUCUCUUGAUGCUACUUCAAGAAUAUUUAAUCUUACGACAGGUCAAGAACUGGGCUUGCUGAAGGGCCACACGGCGGAAGUAAUUGCGCUUCAUUACAACGACGACGGGAAUCAGAUCAUAACGGGCUCCUUCGAUGGCACCGUCAACGUCUGGGACACGAGAACCUUCACACGAGUUUGCGCUUUGAUUGGGCAUCGUUCGGAAUUAUCCAAUUGUCUCUACAACUUCGAUUACUCUCUGAUAGCUUCCUCUUCGAUGGAUAAAACUGCAAAGAUAUGGGAUACUAGGAAAAACGAAUGUUUAGCUACGUUAUUGGGCCACGACGACGAAGUUCUCGACUUGACUUUCGAUAACAAGGGGAAGAAAUUGGCCACAGCGAGCAGCGAUACCACAGCCCGAAUUUGGGAUACGACUACGGAUUUUCGACAGGUCUCGGUGAUGCAGGGCCAUCAAGAGGAAGUUUCAAAAGGUAAUAUUUAAUUAAAAAUCGACAAGUCAAGGGCUCAUAAGAUAUUUUUUAUUUAACUUGCUCUCCUUGAAAUCGUUCGUCCGAAAAAAAGGUACACUUUUAGCUCGUCGACGUCGUCCAGUUUGUUUCAGUCCACGCGGCCACCAUCUUUUGACCUCUUCUCUGGACAAAACGGCUCGUUUAUGGUCUUUAGAAUCCGGAUAUUGCGUGCAGAAACUCGAGGGCCAUACCGACGAUGUA